CUGGAGGAAGAAAUUUGUCUUUGUAUUCAGUUUAAGAGGUGCAACAGCAUGUUAAGUGUCUAAUCUGUUUGUAAGGAAUUUAAGAUCCGUUUCGACAGAUAUUCAUAAUGAGGAGAGUUUUCACCCUUUGCCUUGUGAUCAUGCUGUUUUACCCUGUGUUAUCCUGUGAAGACGAAACACAUUAUAUGAAGGGAGAUAAAUGCUGCAAGAUGUGUGGGCCAGGUAAGAGGAUGAUGCUGGAUGAUAAUUGUCAAGACCCCCGCUGUCAAGAUUGUCAAAUCGGCGAGUAUCAGAGCGGCUAUACACGCGAGACCAAAUGUGAUCGUCAACCAAGCUGUGACCCCAAUUUACACUUUCUGCAACAAACCUUUCCCAGUAAGACCGAACUAAGCAAGUGCCAGUGCAAACGUGGGUACUACUGCUCAGCAGAGGAUGAGUGCAGCACUUGUAGGAAACAUGCAGUUUGCCGUCCAGGACAGAGAAUUGUACAAAAUGGUACAUCAAUAAGUGAUACUUUGUGUACAGCAUGUAAAAUUGGAACAUUUUCCCCCCAUCAUUCAGCGGACAACUGCUAUGAAUGGAAAACAUGUGACCCUGGAUAUGUUGAAGGCACUCCUGGCAGUUUAACAUCAGACAGGACCUGUGAGAUGGCUACACGCUCUAACAGAACUGCCAUUUUGGUGGUAAUGUUAUUAUGCCUGGUGUUAAUCGUCGCAGCUGCAUUAAUGUUUUGCAUUAGAAAACGUAAAAUGAGAAGCAAUACGGGCACACAUGGUAAAGAAAUAAUGAAGUAUGUGGAUAAUCAAGAUGUUACGGAGAGACAGGACCGGCCAAUUAUUCAACAACCUCAGGAGGACACAGACAUCAGUGAACCUGUGAGCCCCUCGCCCAGUAACAUGACUGAAAAUGGAAAUGUUGUAGUACAAGAAGAUGGCAAACAUUCUAUCAGUCCAAGUUCUGAAACCUAUCCAUCUGUAGGGAACGCAUUCUUUUAAGCACAGAAAUCUGUUCUCCCAGCAUGACACAAUCCUCAACACAUAAAGCAUUAUGCUAUAAAUGACUGCAAUUCUCUACUGUUCCUAAGUACCGUAGAACAAACUAUCAUUUCACAAUUUUCACAUUACUAAUAAUUUGUUUUGGAGUAUUAAAGGUUUUAUGUUGGGGGCUGAAACUGUAGCACCUUUGCAUGAGCUUUGUUUUUGCAAACAUGAACUGUAUGUGAAUGACACUAUGGCUGAAAGCGUUUGCCGUUGCAGUUCCACUAGCAUCCCGUAAUUGUUACGAAAUGCUGCUGCGACCUAGAAACACAAUAAAUACAAGUAGAAAUAAAAAGCAAUCAAAACAAUUCUGAAACAACAACAAAAAUGGAAAAAGUGAUGCAUUGUAAUGCCAUUUAAGGGGUUGUUCAGCUAGCAUAGCCUCCAUGCUCACAUUAACUGAAAUUAGCUGUCAGCCUCAAAGUAGGUGGAGCACCUACCGAUGAGGUGGACUAAUAGCAGUACAAAGGUGAUUAGCAGUUUUCCUGAAAAUUCAUGCUGGCGAGCGGUUACGAACUACCAAAGCGAACUCAAAAGUGCGUUCUUUUGAGAAAGCUAGCUGCAGGCAUAGCUCCAAAACUCAAGUGGGGGGGGAGCGCGGUGCACAAACUAACGCAGGGCUAGUUGUAACACACGUGGUCUAAAUGUUUCCACACACGCUAGUCAGACGAAACUUGGUUUGUUUAAUUGUUGACAUAUUAACACUGUGUAGUUAAAAAAUAUUGCGGAAAAAUGUAAAACACUUUGUAAGAUAUCGCCAAUUGUUCAUUUUAAAGUAACAAAAUUAAAAUCAAUUUUCAUCUCUGUUUUUAUUGUUUAGGCAAACUUUGUAUCAUUUUAAUCUCCAGUCUUUUAGCUAGCAUCUUACAUAGUCUUGUAUUUCUCAGAUAGCCAGCAGACAUGACAAGCCAGGUUUAAAUCCCUGUUGUGCCGACAAGGCACGUUGUAACACUUUCAGAUAUAUAAUUUACAGAAUUUCCUUUAAUGCGUGUGUGUGUGUGUGUGUGUUUUUUGUCGUCAGUCCAUGCAUUAUUUCGGUCAGUGCUGUGGCUUUUUUGUGUAUUUAUUGUCAAGUGUCACAAUUAAUUUGUUAUAUUAUACAUGACAAAGUUAAUAAAUGGCUUUUAUUGACAUGAAAAUUGUGUUUAUCUUCUAGGCUUUUAAUUAGAUCAGAUACAGUUGUUAGAGGGGUUUUUUAAGCCAUUAUAUGGUGUUGUUAAAACAUGCCCCAUAGGUGGGGCUCACUUUCUUUUUUUGAAUACAUGGAACCCCAGGGACAUUUACAGAAACUUAAGAAAACCAAAAAGUGUUAGCUUGUGCCCGUCUCCCCUGCUUGCUCGUGUUUAAAACAGUACAUUGAAUUUAGGAUUGAACACUUUAAAUAAUAAAAAUUGAUGAAUGUCGUAAAAAAAUGUUUGUUUGUUUGCACAAAUGAGUGUUUGUGUGUAUUUUAUACUUGUUAUGUGCUCAAGCUGCUGUUAUGUAAAGUAAACAUUUCCGUUGUACAUUACAUUAAAUAUUACGUUAACGAGAGCACUCGUAUUUUCUAGCGAUAUAUUACAGACUUCUGUAAAGCUAACUUUUUGCUGAUUAAAUUAGUUGUGUAUAAAUUUUCCCGUGCAUCUGUCUGUAAAUAUUCACCUCUAAAUAAUUCACUUAUGAUGUGUGAAAGAUCCAGAUCCAAUAUCUUUCUGAGAAACAACAGACAAUUGUGAUGGUGUGAAACUGGAUUUUUUUCCUCAUUAAAAAAGUUGAACUCUAAAGACAUGAAUUGUUCUUUUGCAAUAUAUGCUGGAAAUCAUGACCACUCACAUUAUAAUGAAGACUAGUCAUAUCAGUAACAGGGUCCGCGCAUGGGGGCUGCCAUGUUAGAAUCAUAUGACCAGCCGAAUACUGCUCAUUUAAUCUCAGUAACUGUCCUGUUGUUUGACACUUUCACUCGUGAUAAAGUAAUCAAUCCUGACUGAAUACAUUUCUACAAUGGCAUCUGAAACUGAAAACUAUUGAUUUUAAAUUAUGCUGCUUCCAAGCUGCUAGGUGUCAGUGUAAGUCAUAGAUGACACAAAGACAAAAGUUACUGAGUGCACAUUUAAUAUUAAUCACUCUUGCCUAUAGAAGAGGAGGAAUUGUGAAAUAUUAUUUGCUGCGAUCUGCUAUUGUCACUCAACGUAUGCCAUGCUAUCGUUCAGGUAGAACUAUUCUUUUGACUAUUCUAUUCUUUAGCUUAACUAAAAUAUUCCAGAAAUGUCUCACUUUCUUAGUAAGCCAAAAAUUCUAGAAGAACUUGAUGUUAUUACCGAAAAUAUAAAUAUAUCCUUCUCCAGCACUCUUGAUAGUGUGCCCCCUCUCAGAAUCUCAGAAACUCAUCUUAAUAUUAUGAAAGCUUUCUAUCCUUGUCCUAAGAAACAUUAAAAUGGCAGUUAUUAAACUGUUAUUUAGGCCUCAUCAUAGUACAGAGACUGCCCUUAUUAGAGUUACAAAUGGCUUGCUCUUAUCAUCUGAUCACGGCUGCAUUUCACUUCUAGAGCUUUUUGAUCGUAGUGCUGCAUUCGACAUCAUAGAUCAUGACAAUCUCUUGAAUAGGCUGGAGAGUUAUGUUGGCAUCUGUGGACUUGCAUUAGCAUGGUUUAGGUCCUAUUUAGCAGACCGCUACCACUUUGUCUGUGUAAAUGAGGAAUUGUCAAUUUAAACAAAAGUUAAGUAUGGAGUGCCACAGGGAUCAGUUUUAGGGCCUCUGCUUUUCUCCUGAUAUAUCCUUCGCCUUGAAGAUAUUAUCAGGAAUCUGGAAUAAGUUUCCACUGUUAUGUCGAUGAUAUCCAACUUUAUAUUUCUUCUAAACCCAAUGAAAUUUUAAAGUUCUCAAAAUUAGCAGAGCGUAUCAAUUAAAUUAAAAAUGGGAUGGCCAGAGAUUUCCUUUUACUCAAUUCCGACAAAACAGAUGUACUAAUUAUUGGACCAAAACCUCUAAAAUUAAGCCACUGAAAUAUAAAUUGAUUCUCGAUGGAUGUACUACAUAGACUUCUUCUGCUGUUCGAGAUGCAGACACACUCC
Messenger RNA from Xyrauchen texanus (razorback sucker), 4088 nucleotides. RefSeq names its product CD40 molecule, TNF receptor superfamily member 5 (gene cd40). Gene Ontology annotation, biological process: positive regulation of tyrosine phosphorylation of STAT protein; positive regulation of interleukin-12 production; positive regulation of transcription by RNA polymerase II. Gene Ontology annotation, cellular component: CD40 receptor complex; external side of plasma membrane. Gene Ontology annotation, molecular function: CD154 receptor binding; antigen binding. The transcript is spliced from 9 exons. Bases 108 to 995 code for a protein of 295 amino acids. The record is from RefSeq and is a predicted model, not a curated record. NCBI's taxonomy places the organism in Eukaryota, Metazoa, Chordata, Actinopteri, Cypriniformes, Catostomidae.